CGAUGCACAAAAAAUCCUAACCUCCUUAGUAUUACUGUCACAACAGUAAAGACUAGCUAAUACAUCUCCGAAGAAAUAGACAAAUAUUGAAAAAAAAGCGGUGAAAGUGCAGUAAAGAGAAGAUAAACUAAUGGCAAAAGUUAAAUUAUUGUAAUUGACAAAGAAAAUCAUGGAGAAUAACGAACAUUCCCGUAAGGAAACGAGUGACGUUUCAUCAGAUCACACCCUUGGCAGAUAUUUUGAGAACACUACUCCCACAGUAUUUGACGAGAUCGUCUCCAGUCACCGAGUAGAUCAUUCCUCAACCUCUGUUAUCAACGACCCGAUCUCCAACCGAGCUCUAGACCUAGACUUGACGUCAAAAUUCUUGAAGAAUGAUCAUAUGCUUGAAAUCGAGAGGCCCUCAGACUUGACUGUGCCCGAUUAUCACAGAGAUGCUUGGAUCCCCUCUGAAUCCACCAGGAAAAUCCUCCUAUCUAUCGCCACAUCACCUCCUGGGACUAGCCUGCCCAAUCGUGAGAAUCACACGAUGCCUGGACUGACUCUUCAAGGAGACAUAUUGGAUGCCACCAAGGAGGCAUCAAUUCAUUUCUAUGGCGAGGAAGAGCACAUGCACAGGAAUAUACUGACAGCCUCAGAUGUCACUCAAGAUGAACGAGGACUUAGGAAUCUCAUUCAGGCUGAGUGCUAUCGAGCUGCUGUCAACUUGUCUGGAAGGCUCCUCGCGAUUUACGGUCAGGGCUUUGGGAAAAUCGAUCAUCCAAGCAAACACACCCCACACUCGCUACAGCUUUGGUACACGAGGUUAGCUCUUCUUACAAAAUUGAAGCAGAUUGAUGUGCUGAAGACCGAGGCCCAAGCCUUCGGCAACUUGGAUAAACCUGACAUGUAUUUCUCGUUUCAUCCGGAACUUUAUGGGACUCGACAUGGGUCCAUGGCGUCAUUCUCAUUUAGAUUACUUCUGGCUGAGAUUCCCUCCUUCUGUGGUAAUCCGAGGGAAUCUCUCGACAAUCUAUACGCUCUUUUGUCAACUGUUAAUCAGAUUCUGAGGAAUUUGGAGGAGGGACUGUCUGAGGAAGGGGGAACAAGCAAUUGCUCUGCCAUUGAAAGACAAGACUCCAUGACAUUGUGGUCCAGGAGGAAAUCCAAAAUACUGAUUUCCAUCGUCAAUUGUGCACUCCUUGGCAAAAAUUUUGUUUUGGCUAUUGAAGUACUGGAGGACAUCUGCAAAUGUCCAGAUUGGCAAAACGAGCAACUAGAGGCUUUUAAGUUGGCUUUGGCGAGACUGCACCUGUUCCUCGGGGAUAUACCCGCUCCCGAGGGAAAACUAGUCACCAAGGAGGCCCCAGUGCAUACCCCAACUACCAAGGAAUGGAUCAAUCGAGGGCUCAUGGCGGUCACUCAGAAUGCAUUUCAGGAGGCUUAUGACUGUUUUCAAACGGCUCUGAAUGCUGAUCCUGCUAAUGUUAUGAUCGUUAACAACAUGGCUGUCUGUCUUUUGUACACUGGCAAACUUCGAGCUGCUGUACAAUUGCUGGAGAAUGCUGUCACGAAGAAUCCUAUUAAGAAUCUUCAGGAAUCGAUUAUUUUAAAUAUGAGCACUCUUUAUGAACUACACACGACACAUUGCAGGCAGUCCAAGCUACAACUGCUGAAACAGAUGAAUAGAUAUAAGGGGGAUGCAAUUGAUAUACAGUGUCUUAAGCUUGUAUAAUUGAAAUUUUUGGGGAAUAAAUUACAUUGAGAUGUUGGUAGCUGAGUUCGUACUUUGAGUCUUCGAUUGUUAUCGUAAUUUUUCUGAAUUUUGGUUCUGAAUCUAGAUAUUAUAAUCGUCCAACUUUACGUAGACAUUUUGCGUGUCUGAAAUAACUCUUUUUGCAGAGAAUGGCAAAUAUUUUCGAUCCUCGUGAGAGGAGUUGUGGCUAUAAACUGAAACUGAAUAAUGCAUUAUAAAUUAUACAAGGAAAUUAUGUAUAAAAAAAACAUUCAGGAACAUAUUGUUACUUUGUCAAUCAGAAUAAAGUAUACGUUUUGUGUUAUAUUCAAUACAAGAA
Diachasmimorpha longicaudata is the source of this 2054-nucleotide messenger RNA. RefSeq names its product trafficking protein particle complex subunit 12. The transcript has a single exon. The record is from RefSeq and is a predicted model, not a curated record. Lineage: Eukaryota; Metazoa; Arthropoda; Insecta; Hymenoptera; Braconidae. Bases 170 to 1714 code for a protein of 514 amino acids. Gene Ontology annotation, cellular component: Golgi apparatus; TRAPP complex. Gene Ontology annotation, molecular function: protein binding.